Nerophis lumbriciformis (worm pipefish) is the source of this 3390-nucleotide messenger RNA. Lineage: Eukaryota; Metazoa; Chordata; Actinopteri; Syngnathiformes; Syngnathidae. The record is from RefSeq and is a predicted model, not a curated record.
AUGAAUGCACAGAAAGUUGUUUUGUGUUGCUGUUGGGUGGUGCUGUUUUUGCACACUUGCCUUAGCCAGAAGGACUGCACAGGUGUGGACUGCCCGGUUCUAGAGAACUGCAUUGAAUCCGCCCUAGACGCAAAUACCUGCUGUCCCACCUGUAGACAAAGAGGCUGUUCCUGUGAAGGUUACCAGUACUACGACUGUGUCCAAGCGGGCUUCCGCGAAGGGAAAGUCCCAGAGAAGGAAUCUUAUUUUGUGGAUUUUGGAAGCACUGAAUGUGCGUGUCCUGAGGGUGGAGGGAAGAUAAGUUGCCAUUAUAUUGAGUGCCCUGAAAUUUCCCCAAACUGCAUUGAUAUUUUGGAGUUUGCUGAUGGAUGUCCGCAAUGUGGGCAAAUUGGUUGUACCCACGGCAACAAGAAAUUUGAGGCAGGGCACACAUUUCAGAUAGAUCAGUGUCAAUUUUGCCACUGUCCGAAUGAUGGAGGCAAGCUAAUGUGCUCGCCCAUUCCUGACUGUGACCUCCAAAGUGUUAAUAAGACCACACAGGCUGCUACCACUGAGAACAACAAAUCUCUAGCAGACACGAACAGCCAUCUCUCUACAACCAAGUUUGUGCAGGGAAACACUCUCCCACUGUAUAAAUCUGAUCCACCCAGUUUUGGCACAGAAGAUUAUGACUACUCACAGGCUGAGCUGACAUCUUUCUCAAUCCAAAAUCUGCCCCAACCAACUACAGUUCCACUUGGUUAUCCAGAGUCAAGCUCCACCUUAAAUGAUGAUAGAAGAAGUGCACUGAGGGAUUCUCAAAAAAAAGCUGAAACAGAGAAGAGCACUGACGACUUGCGUAACGAAGGUCCAACCAGCACAACGAUUCAAAAAGAAACAUCAACACUUCAAACAACAACUGCACAGCCAAUGACUUUGGAGAAUCACAGACAGCAGCGGAAGACGGACAGAAACAGCAGUACAAGAGCUGUGGCACAUAACACAGAUCUGAGGCACUUUCACCAACAUAAACAGACUCAAGGUAGUCAUGAUAGGAACCAUGACUUUACCCGCUCUGGUAGGCAAAAUGGUCAACAAGAAGUCUCAAUGGGGCACAUGCAAACUCCUAAUGUGAUGGAUCGGGGCUUGGAAUCCACUAUCCAGCUCCGGCCCACCAGGAUGACUGCUGUCAGGAUAAUGGAGGAUGGGGAGCUGCCCCCAAAACAACCUCAAGACCUGCCCAACUAUCAGCCCCAGGAUGUUGAGAGAGAGUUAGAAGUGUCAGUCAUGGAGCUAGUGGAAGCCUGUUGUGAGACUGGUGCAAAAUGGGCUUUUAAUGGUCACUGUAACAACAUGGAGCCACCCACUAAAGACACACAGUCCAUCUGCUGGACGUCUCAGCAACAGUGCUGCCUCGGCUCCUUGAGAGAAAGACGAUGUCUGGCUGGAAUCAGCUCAGCCAGAGACGGAGAUAAGUGCGAGGAGGAUGCCAGUGAUACGUGCGGGCUCAGUUCCUACAAGGAGUGCUGUGACUGCUGCUCCCUUGGUCUGAAGUUCAGGAGCAAGGGUCACGAGUGCAAAGCCCACCGACACAUGGGCCUUCACUGCAGACAGGCGUUCUUUUUAUGCUGUGAUGGGAUGGAGACAUGGGAUGAGAGUCAUGACAGCUCACAUGCCGUUAAAGAGAAGCCCGCUCUUAGUGCCACUUCACCACCAAAAAAAGUGUCUGAAAGCCUCUACCCGAACGAGGCCUUCUCCAUUGGUGAAGAGCGACUCGGGGAAAAUGCGGCGGAGGGGCCAAUUGAAGUGGAGGACAUAGACGAGUGCCAGAUCCAUGAGGGCAACAUCUGCCACCACAGAUGCAUAAACACACCAGGCUCUUUCCGCUGCGAGUGUUUCCCAGGAUACGUGCUGCAAGACGACGCUUUCACUUGUGCACAGGAGACAGUGGAUGAAGAGAACAUACUGAAGGAGGAUGACAGGCAGGGGGUGGAGCCCACCGCGUCUUUUACACCCCCCACCCGGCCCUUGGUGCCACUCAACCCCUGUGAAGGAAACGGCCCUUGCGACCAACAUUGCAUCCCAGAGGAUGGGAGGCCACAUUGCUCUUGUUUCCCAGGCUUCUCCCUCAUGGUCGAUAAACAAUCCUGCCAAGAUAUUGACGAGUGUACUGAAGGGAGCCAUGACUGUAUGUCCGAUUAUGAGUGCGUGAAUACAGAAGGCUCGUUCAUGUGCAACCUCAAAUCUCGCUGCUCCGUUGGAUUUGAACGGGACGCACAUGGCAACUGUAUAGACACAGAUGAAUGUCAGACUGAACCGUGUAGUUCAGGCUUUGACUGCAUCAACACAGUGGGGUCCUACACAUGCCAACGGAGGAUAAUAUGCGGCCGUGGAUAUCACAUCAGUCCUGAUAGAAGCAGAUGUAUUGAUGUGGAUGAGUGCCAAAGUGGCGCUCAUCGAUGCGGAGAGGGCCAGCUGUGCCACAACCUUCCAGGAUCUUAUCGCUGUGAAUGUCAGACUGGUUAUCAGUACGACUCCUUCGGCCGCAUGUGUGUUGAUGUAAACGAGUGCUGGCACUACCCUGGCCGUUUAUGUGCUCAGACCUGCGAGAACACGCCGGGCUCCUAUCAGUGCUCAUGCACCACCGGAUUCCGCCUUUCCAGCGAUGGCAAUAACUGUGAAGAUGUGAAUGAGUGUUUGUCUAGUCCUUGCAGUCAGGAGUGCGCCAACAUUUACGGCUCCUAUCAGUGCUACUGCAGGCAAGGCUACUUCUUGCGAGAGGAUGGCCACACGUGUGAAGAUAUCGAUGAGUGUUCUCAAAGCAUCGGCCAUCUUUGCACUUACAAGUGCGUGAACGUUCCUGGCAGUUACCAGUGUGCGUGUCCAGAGUCUGGAUACACCAUGUCUCCAAAUGGACGCUCCUGCAGAGAUGUUGACGAGUGCACCACGGGAGCUCAUAACUGCUCUCUAGCGGACACCUGCUACAACAUCCAGGGAGGCUUCCGCUGCCUUUCGCUGAACUGCCCGCCAAACUACCGCAAAGUGUCUGACACGCGCUGCGAGCGAAUCAGCUGUCCCAACUACCUGGAGUGCCAAAACUCGCCCCUUAGAAUCACCUACUACUACCUCAGUUUCCAGUCCAAUAUCGUCAUCCCAGCUCAGAUCUUCCGCAUCGGACCGUCACCUGCCUACACAGGGGACAACGUCAUCGUCAGCAUCACAAAGGGAAAUGAGGAAGGCUACUUUAGUACCCGAAAGCUAAAUUCCUACACGGGCGCCGUGUACUUACACCGACAGGUCGAGGGCCCCAGGGACUUUCUGAUUAAUGUGGAGAUGAAGCUUUGGAGACAGGGCACCUUCACCACCUUUCACGCCAGGAUUUACGUCUUCAUCACAGCCAGCUCUCUGUAA